This is a messenger RNA of Lactuca saligna, 687 nucleotides long. NCBI's taxonomy places the organism in Eukaryota, Viridiplantae, Streptophyta, Magnoliopsida, Asterales, Asteraceae. The record is from the annotation of a GenBank genome assembly.
AUGGAAUCCGAAUCACCAUUUCCAAAUUCCACCGAAGAGAUCGUUGCUUCAGCUCUUAUCCUUCUAUCCUCGUCUCCAUGCAGCGAGGGAACCACAUGUACGUGCCAUUCUGAUUGUUCUGAGAGUUUGUUGGUGUGUAAAUCGUGUUCGAGGUCGUCUGCUUCGUCUACUGUGAGUAGCGAUGAUGCAUCAUCGGAUGAAGCUCAUGGAUGCGGUCUUCGUAUGGUUGCUAGUGCUAUUGCUCAUUCUGAACACGAGAUGAAGUUUAAGGUGGUGAGAAAGAGCAGAUCUAAGACGUUAUGGAUUUCCGAUUGCCGGAAAAACUCUAGCGUCGAACAGAAAUCUUUUGUUGUGUCCGGUAGCUCGUCGGAGACGACAGAAGGCUCGUCGUGUUUGUCAGGUGGCUCCAGCAGCUUGGUUUCCAGCUCAGAAAGCUGGAAGUCGAAGACAAAGGGAGAGAAGCCGUCGGCUCCGGUCAGCUCCUCUCAUCUAAUCCGCCGGUCUGAAGCCAUAUUGGAAGUGCUUGCUCACAAUGGAUCCGCUUCGGAAGUCCGCAUACGUCAGUUGCUCGGCGACAGCCCCGACACCAGCAAAGCCUUGCGCAUGUUGCUGAAGAAAGAGGAGGUGAGAAGGUCAGGAGCUGGAGGGAGAACUGAUCCAUUCAUUUAUCAGAUAGUUGCAGGAUAA